Messenger RNA from Penicillium canariense, 1623 nucleotides. Its product is annotated as MFS transporter. The coding region runs from base 1 to 1623 and encodes 540 amino acids. The transcript is spliced from 3 exons. The record is from RefSeq and is a predicted model, not a curated record. Gene Ontology annotation, biological process: transmembrane transport. Gene Ontology annotation, molecular function: transmembrane transporter activity. NCBI's taxonomy places the organism in Eukaryota, Fungi, Ascomycota, Eurotiomycetes, Eurotiales, Aspergillaceae.
AUGGAGACCCCUUCUUCAGAACACACCCAUACCAAUGUUACCAGCCGGACAGCGUCGAUAGGGUCCGGCCCUGGGGAGACCGGUUACCUUGACCUCCCCAUCCGUGAGUUGAAUGAUGGUGCCGAUCUUCGCGAGUAUACCACCGAGACACAGAGGGGCGAAAUUAUCAAGCCAUACAAAUCAAAUGUCACUGGUCAGAUGGAGGACUGGAAGCUGGUUACCUUCACUAUCGACGACCCCGAGAACCCAAAGAACUGGUCCAAGGCGUACAAAUGGUACUGUACGAUGGUCGUCGCCUUCACCUGCUUCGUUGUCGCAUUUGCCAGUAGCGUUAUCACAGCAGACCUGGAAGGGCCCAUGAAAAGCUUUGGUGUCGCCCGUGAAGUCAGCCUUCUAGUUGUGACCGUUUUUGUCAUUGGAUUUGGUGUUGGACCUAUGGUCUUUGCUCCGUUAUCCGAAAUGGUUGGACGGCGUCCCGUAUACGCAGCUACACUACUUGUUGCCGUUAUAUUUAUCAUACCCUGUGCCGUCUCCAAGAACAUUGGAACUCUGAUCGUCUGCCGCUUGAUCGAUGGCAUUGCAUUUAGUGCACCGAUGACCCUGGUCGGAGGUACUCUGGCAGAUCUGUGGAGGAGCGAAGAACGUGGUGUCCCGAUGGCCGCUUUCAGUGCCGCUCCUUUCAUUGGCCCUGCUAUUGGCCCUCUCGCCGGUGGCUUCCUUGGAGACAACUGCGGCUGGCGAUGGCUCUAUUGGCUGCAGCUGAUCCUUGCCUUCGUUGCCUGGGUUCUGCUUACCUUUACCGUCCCUGAGACCUAUGCACCAAUAUUGCUGAAGAGGCGGGCUGCUAAGCUUCGCAAGAAGGAGAAUGACCCCAAAUACACCACCGAUACCGAGCUUGAUCCUCGCCCUCUGGGCCAGAAGCUGCGCAUCUUCCUCUUCCGGCCCUUCCAGCUUCUGUUUCUUGAACCGAUUGUCUUCUUCAUUUCCAUCUACAUGUCAGUCCUGUACGGCUUGCUUUACAUGUUCUUUGUUGCAUAUCCCAUCGUUUACCAGGGUGGCAAGGGCUGGAGCGCCUCGAUGACUGGUCUUAUGUUCAUUCCUCUCGCUAUCGGCGUGCUCAUGAGCGCUAGCUGUGCUCCCAUCGUCAACAAAAACUACCUCAAAAUCUCCGCGCAAUGCGGUGGAAAGCCCCCGGCUGAGAAGCGUCUGAUCCCCAUGAUGUAUUCUUGCUGGCUCGUUCCCAUCGGUCUUUUUAUUUUCGCUUGGACCUCGUACCCUACCAUUCACUGGUUCGGACCUGCAAUUGGCGGAUGGCCCGUUGGAUUUGGAUUUAUCUUCCUGUACAACUCGGCUAACAACUAUCUGGUCGAUACUUAUCAGCACCAAGCCGCUUCAGCCCUGGCAGCCAAGACCUUCCUCCGAUCUAUGUGGGGUGCAUCUACCGUUCUAUUCACUGAACAGAUGUACGACCGUCUCGGUUUCCAGUGGGCUAGCUCUCUUCUUGCCUUCAUUGCCUUGGCAUGCUGCGCCAUUCCUUACGUAUUCUACUACAAGGGUGAGUCGAUUCGUCGCUUCUCCAAGUAUGCCUUCAGCGACGAUGAAGAGCACGGUGUCAAAACUUGA